This is a messenger RNA of Oncorhynchus masou masou (cherry salmon), 2749 nucleotides long. RefSeq names its product COMM domain containing 6 (gene commd6). The coding region runs from base 88 to 687 and encodes 199 amino acids. NCBI's taxonomy places the organism in Eukaryota, Metazoa, Chordata, Actinopteri, Salmoniformes, Salmonidae. The record is from RefSeq and is a predicted model, not a curated record. Gene Ontology annotation, molecular function: NF-kappaB binding. The transcript has 7 exons.
UUGUUCUAUCUGUGAUUUUACUGUGGUGACCUCUUUGUUGCCUAUCUACCCUGAACCUCUGUUUUCCACCCCUGCUUGCGAUCAGAGAUGCCGGGGUUGGAUUCAUCGCCAAGCGUUGACAAAACUGUGGAAGACAUUGGAAGACUCCCACCAGAUUUAUUGGCAGAAACAUGUCAGCAGAUUCUGAGUCAUCUCCAAGGACAGGUCAGGGGAGUGGAUUCUGCUGAAAUCUCUGAUAAGUUUCAAAGAGCUGGGAUCCGACUUGACCAAGAGGCUCUACAGGAGGUUGUCCAAUUUCUCUUCUUAACGUUCAGGUCGACUGAAAAGAACAACCUCUCUGCUGAUGUACUGGUAGCUAGGCUGGGAGAGGGCAGCAGUAAGUGGUCCAAAGCUGCCCUUCAGGUGCUCCAUCGGCUAUGGAGUGAUCAGGGUGCCCAAGUCAACACGCAUCAAGAGUCCCAAGCCAUGCUUAGCAUCGGACAGCUGGUGGACAUGCAGUGGAAGCUGGGCAUGGCGGUGAGCUCGGACACCUGUCGCUCUCUCAACUCCCCCCACGUCUCCCUCCUGUUGAAGAUCGCAGACACCUCUGGACAGAUCUCCCAACGGUCCUUUGAAAUGACCAUUGCACAAUUCCAGAACUUCUACAGCCAAUUCAAGGAGAUGGCAGCUGUUUUGGAAACAGUAUGAUGCUCUGUGGCCCAGAAACCCCUCUUCGAUGAGAAUGCCAUGCCCUUAUUUACAUCAUUGGUAAUGUUUACGCUCAAAGCAUUUUGUGUCCACGAAUGCUCAAUUCCAGUGGUGUGAAAAUACUUUAAAGUAUCUUUACUUUACUAUUUAAAGUUUUUACUUCACUACAUUCCCAAAGAAAAUGAUGUACUUUUUACCCUAUGCAUUUUCCCUAACACCCAAAAGUACUCGUUACAUUUUGAAUGCUUAGCAGGACAGAAAAUGGUCUAAUUCGCACACUUAUUAAGAGAACAUCACUAGUCAUCCCUACUGCCUCUGAUCUGGCAGACUCACUAAACACAAAUGCUUUGUUUGUUAAACAAAUAAAAAAAUACAAAUGGAGUAAAACCUGCCUCAGUCUACUGAAUACCUAACCCUGGGAUAGAGUUUAAUUUUUCUGUGCGACAAUACACCAUAAUGGCUUUCCAAGAGAUUGCGUGGUCCAGUCUUAAGUCAAUCAAUGAACACCUACAAAAUUGACUGAGCUGGAGCAAUUUUGACAAAACAAUGGAUAUACAGGUUAUUGGGCCACUAUGAGCCAGAACAGCUUCAAUGCGCCUUGGCAUAGAUUUUGCAAGUGUCUUGAUCUCUAUUGCAGGGAUGAGACAUCCAUUAUUUUUGGUGUUUUGUUGGUAGUGGUGGAAAACAUUGCCUCAGGCGCCGCUCCAGAAUCACCCAUCGGUGUUCAUUUGGUUGAGAUGUUGUGACUGAGAAGACUGGCGUAUGAUUUACAUUUGUUGUCAUGCUCAUCAAACCAUCACUCAACUCUGAGGUGUAAAUGUUUUAAUUUAGGUAAAAAAUCAAAUACACAUUUCACUUUGAACAUGUGGAUCAGGUUGUGUAGAUUAGUAGGGGGAUUGAAUCCCUUUUUAGAUGUUUGAAAGCUGUGAAAGGGUUGUGUAGUAUGGUUAAGAAAGGGUGUGUGGUCUGGCUGAUUCCGGACUCGAAGUCCUCCUAACUUCAGAGUCCGGGGAGGCUGUUUGGCGUCGGCACGAUGCACAGCCACCUUCAUUUCUGUUGCUUUUACUGUUUGGUUCUCCUUUCUCACUCAAACACCCACAUGGACAGCCCCCUUCCAUUACAACUGAUGGAUUUUCAAAUCCAAACUAGAAAUAGAAGCUCACUCUAUUUCUGAGCUAAUGUUGUAUGAACAAGCAAACUCCUGUCCAGAACAGUGGGGUACAACUCUCCCUCGCUGUGUACCAUGAGGUCUGCGUCGGCCAGGCUAGUGAGUGUGCACUUGGGAAGAAACAGAUCAGUCAAGUUGUCUCUUUUUAAUUCCCAAGUGCAGCAUUAACUAACUUAUUUCAUGGAUAUACCUGGUGGUGCCUAUUAUUCUUAUUUGUGCCAAAUCACCUGUGCUCUUAUUCUAUCUUUUAAAUGAUUCUGAAAGCAGCUGUUACUUUUAGUAAUGUGUUAUGCAUUCUUAUUGAUGUAUACAUGAAAUAUUCCUUUGCCUUUUGCUUAUUUUUGUUGCACUUUGACCCCAGGGUACUACACCUUUAUAUCUGUAAUGUUAUCUGUCGUUUUCAUCACGAAUGGACUAAAUAACAAGUACAAUUUGUUUCAUUUGAUACAGACAGCCAUUUGGUUUUGGGGUCACUUCCAUUUCAAUUCAGGAGACAAGUAGAUUUUCUAAUCCCAGGCGAGAGUGUGAGCCUUUAUAUGUUGCUGAUAACUGUGGCCCCUUAUGUGUGUGCACCUUGAAAGGUUAGCUUUCAGUAUUAGCCAGAAACGGACAGUUCGGGAAAAUGCCAGAUGGGCUGGUCUAUCUUUAACCCAGUGGGCUUGUCUCAAUUGAGGGUUUUGCACUGAAUUAUUAUUUGGCUAAUAAUGGGGCCUCAAUGGAAAAAUGGGCAGGUGUGGGGGCCUUCUAGGAAAAACAAAUAUGCUGAUGGGUUAGAAAUGCCCUGGCAGAUGUCUGGUUCCAGGAUAAAGCUGCCAGGAAGGGUGGAGGUAGUGAAAGGCUCCUGGGGAAGACCUUUUUCUGUUUUGUUUUAAAUAAACACCAUUAACCAAUGUA